GAAGUGGGUGGCUGGAGCUGGGGAUGGAGCAAAGCCUGUGUAGCAACCACAGAUCAUUUUUUCACGAGAAAAGCAACGCCACACUAGAGAAGAACUGAGUGAGCACAUCGUGUAAAUGGGAGACAGCGAGGAAAACGGAGAAAUCUGUCCAGCGAAGGACGAAAACGUGAUGUGAUCAACCUGCUUUCUCUGCCUGCCUGUGUGUGUGUGUGUUUCAACGGAAGGACAUAUAGAGUCGCCACUGAUUCUCAUUGAUCUCGCCUUUUAAAAAAAAAAAAAUUUUUUUAAACGCACAGAAGCUCUGACAGCGUGCGGGCGUGUCAUGUAAUCCGCGAUUUGUAGUUUAACGUGCAAUAUGCAUGCAAUGAACUCUGUGUACAUGCAUGCACUGCUGCCUCCUCAGCUCGUAGCUUGCGUUGCAUAUGAUUUGGCUGCUUCUGAACUCUUAACAUGUAGCGGAUGGCUGUGAUAGAAGAAUCUGAAAGGAUGACAGUGGUUGAACUGAUUGAAUCUCUCUGGUGCAAUGAGCCGCUUGGAGUUUUAAGACAUAGUUUGUUUUUGUUUUGAAGUGCGAUCCGCGCUCGGGGUGAAGAUGUCUGCACACUUGUUUGGUUUGUCUAAUCGCGGGUGUGAUAAGCUUCGGUCUGACAGUCUGGGCUGUUCUGGGGGUUUCUUCUCUGUCUCUCAGCUGGACUUCAGCUCGUGCAGAGCACGCUGAUCCCACCGUGCAGCCUCUCGCUUAUUCAGCAGUUCCCACUACAGAGCAGCCUAGUCAGUAGUCUCUGUCUGUAUCUACCAGCAUGGGAUGUCAACAGCAGUUGAGCUCAGGAGUGGCACUUUUUAUACUUUUGUGACAUUUGACAGUGUCGUCUUUAGGUGGUACGGCGAGAGAACAUAAAGCUUUUAUCUAAUAGAAGUGGCGCUAGUUUGCUGUUAUUUGUCACGGUGAAAAAAAAAAGAGCGGAUAAUUCAAGCUUUUCGCUGAUCAGUGAUGUUAAGAGCAGCCGACACUCCGGUAGGCAUUUCGGUUUAAUGGUAAAUCGCCAAGCCGUGUUAGGCUCGCUGAAAGCCACGCGAGAGUGGGGCUUUUCUUCUCGCCACGUCACCUGGAAACCACAGGAGCCACGAGCCCCCCUCUGACAGGUGUGAACCCGGACACGCGCCAUGGAUGAUUCUGGGAUCAUCCGAAGACGCAGGCUGCAGAAGGAUCUGCCUCUGCCCCGAAAAAGUAGCAGUUGCAGAACCAGCAACCGGAAAAGCCUCAUCCUGACCAGUACGUCCCCCACGCUGCCACGGCCGCACUCUCCACUGCCUGGACACAUAGGAAGCAGUCCGUUGGACAGCCCGCGCAACUUCUCACCAAGCGGACCUGCCCACUUUUCCUUCGCUUCCUCUCGAAGGGCUGAUGGUCGUAGAUGGUCCUUGGCUUCUUUGCCUUCCUCAGGAUAUGGCACCAAUACACCCAGCUCAACGUCAUCCAGCUCGUCCCAGGAGCGUCUGCACCAGCUGCCCUUCCAGCCGACCAUGGACGAGUUGCAUUUCUUGUCCAAGCACUUUGGCAGCACAGAGAGCAUCACGGACGAUGACGGGGGCCGACGCUCGCCGCAUGUCCGCCCUCGCUCUCGGAGUCUCAGCCCCGGGCGAUCUCCAUCCUGCUAUGACAAUGAAAUAGUGAUGAUGAACCAUGUCUACAAGGAGCGCUUCCCCAAGGCCACAGCUCAGAUGGAAGAGAGGCUGGCAGAGUUCAUCCACAGCUACUCCCCGGAGAGUGUUUUGCCGCUGGCCGACGGGGUCCUUAGCUUCAUCCACCACCAGGUAGCUGAGCUGUCCAGAGACUGCCUGACCAAAUCACGUGAGGGCCUCAUCACCAGCGUCUACUUCUGUGAGCUGCAGGAGAACCUGGAGAGGCUGCUGCAUGAUGCUUACGAGCGCUCGGAGAGUUCGGAGCUCACCUUCGUCAUUGAGCUGGUCAAAAAGCUCUUCAUCAUCAUAUCUCGUCCCGCCAGGCUCCUUGAGUGUUUGGAGUUCAACCCAGAAGAGUUUUACCAUCUGCUGGAGGCAGCGGAGGAUCACGCCAAGGAGGGACAACUGAUGAAGGCAGACAUCCCUCGGUACAUCAUCAGCCAACUGGGGCUGACCAGAGACCCGCUGGAGGAAAUCGUGAAUCUUGAAAACUAUGACAGCGAGGGUCCACAUACUCCAGAGACUGAUGACUCAGCAGAGGGAAAAGGGAGAACCAUCAAGCCACCGAGUGAGGAAGAUUUUCAGAGCAUCAAACUGAUCAGCAAUGGAGCUUAUGGCGCCGUCUACCUGGUGCGGCACAGGGAGACACGUCAGCGAUUUGCCAUGAAAAAGAUCAACAAGCAGAAUCUGAUCCUGAGGAACCAGAUCCAGCAGGCGUUCGUAGAGCGAGACAUCCUCACCUUCGCAGAGAAUCCAUUUGUCGUCUCAAUGUUCUGCUCUUUUGAAACGCGACGACACCUCUGCAUGGUCAUGGAAUAUGUUGAGGGUGGUGACUGUGCCACUUUGUUGAAGAACAUUGGGGCUCUGCCUGUGGAGCUGGCAAGGAUGUACUUUGCUGAGACUGUUUUAGCCCUGGAAUACCUGCACAACUAUGGUAUCGUCCACAGAGAUCUCAAACCUGACAAUCUCCUGAUCACCUCCAUGGGCCACAUCAAGCUCACAGACUUUGGCUUGUCGAAGAUGGGUCUAAUGAGCCUCACCACGAACCUUUACGAGGGACACAUUGAGAAAGAUGCCAGAGAGUUCCUGGACAAGCAGGUCUGUGGGACUCCAGAGUACAUCGCUCCAGAGGUGAUUCUCCGUCAGGGCUACGGAAAGCCGGUGGAUUGGUGGGCCAUGGGCAUCAUCCUAUAUGAGUUCCUGGUGGGCUGUGUGCCUUUCUUUGGAGACACUCCAGAGGAGCUGUUUGGACAGGUUAUAACUGACGAUAUAGUUUGGCCAGAUGGUGAUGAAGCCUUGCCUGCAGAUGCCCAGGCCCUCAUAUCUGCUCUGCUGCAGACAAACCCUCUAGUGAGGUUGGGCUCAGGUGGAGCGUUCGAGGUGAAGCAGCACUCCUUCUUCUCUGAGCUGGACUGGAACAGUUUGCUGAGGCAGAAGGCAGAGUUUAUCCCUCACCUGGAGUCAGAGGAGGACACCAGCUACUUUGACACCCGCUCGGAUCGUUAUCACCACAUCAAUACGUACGACGAGGAUGACACCAAUGACGACGAGCCGGUGGAGAUCAGACAGUUUUCCUCCUGUUCUCCUCGCUUCAGCAAGGUGUACAGCAGCAUGGAGCAUCUCUCUCAGCUGGAGCAAAAAGCUACGACCUCUGUGUCCCGUCGGGAGCACAAGGGCCCGCGGGACGACAAGGUGACCAAGAGAGAGAGCCUGGGCAGCUUCAGCAUGAGGGAUAAGAGCUGGAGGACUGGAUCGCCUGAGAUGAAGCGCCUGUCUUGUUCAGAGUCCCUCUACAUGGAAGGAGACGCGAGCCCUCCCCUUGGUGCUCGGCGACGCUUCUCAGCACUGAUGGAUACACAUCGUUUUGCUUCACCCCUAGAGGGUGAGCCAGACUUCCUGUCCCGCCAGGCUCCCAUCAAGGUCCGUGGAACCUCACUGGAUGGGACCAGUGUCCCCUCACCAAGCCUCCUGGAGCAGAGGACCAGUCUGAAAGAGAUCAACGGGGCAGACAAGCCCCCUAGACCUGGAGAGACACCAGGCAUUACUGCAACCAUCACCACAUUGUCUCCAGGUCCUGCAGCUGCCGGUCGUGAUGUGAUGACCCCUCUGUAUGACCCUCUGGGGCCCCGGGCCACCAAUGACCUGGUCCUCCGCAGGGCGCGCCACCAACAUUUGUCUGGUGAUGGAGAGAAGCGCAACUCCAGACCUGGCAACAAGGUCAUCAAGUCAGCCUCCGCCACAGCCCUGUCUGUCAUUAUACCAUCAGUGGAGCCGCAUGGUGGCUUCUCCCCACUGGCCAGCCCCAUGUCUCCCCACUCUUUCUCUUCCAAUCCCUCGUCUCGAGACUCUUCACCCAGCAGAGACUUCUGCCCAGCAGUCAGUGUGCUGCGCUCCCCCAUUACCAUCCAUCGAUCUGGAAAGAAGUACGGUUUCACCCUCAGGGCCAUCAGGGUCUACAUUGGAGACAGUGACAUCUACAGCGUGCAUCAUAUAGUUUGGCAUGUGGAGGACGGCGGCCCUGCCCAGGAGGCCGGUCUGUGUGCUGGUGACCUCAUCACUCAUGUCAACGGGGAACCUGUCCACGGUCUGGUUCACACUGAAGUGGUAGAGCUUAUCCUCAAGAGUGGUAACAAGGUGACAGUGACCACCACACCUUUUGAGAACACCUCCAUUAAAGUGGGUCCUGCCCGGAAGGCCAGCUACAAGUGUAAGAUGGCCCGACGAAACAAGAGGACCAUGGGCAAGGAAGGCCAGGACAGUAAGAAGCGUAGCUCCUUGUUUCGUAAAAUCACAAAACAGUCCAAUCUUCUGCACACCAGCCGCAGCCUGUCCUCUUUGAAUCGCUCUCUGUCCUCCAGCGAGAGUCUUCCUGGCUCCCCAACACACAGUCUGUCUGCGCGGUCCCCGACUCAGGGCUACCGCUCCACCCCUGAGCCCUCAUACCUGGGUGCCUCCUCCCAGAGCAGCUCUCCAGCCUCCAGCACUCCAAACUCCCCUGCUCCCUCACAACACAUGAGGCCCAGCUCCCUGCAUGGCCUCUCACCUAAACUCCACCGUCAGUAUCGCUCUGCCCGUUGUAAAUCUGCUGGUAACAUCCCCCUGUCUCCGCUGGCCCAUACACCCUCCCCUACCCAGUCUUCUCCUCCACCCUUGCCAGGCCACACUGUGGGGAGUUCCAACACCACUCAGUCCUUCCCUGCCAAGCUCCACUCGUCGCCGCCUGUGGUCCGUCCCAGGCCCAAAAGUGCCGAGCCCCCUCGAUCCCCUCUUCUCAAAAGAGUUCAGUCAGCAGAGAAGCUGGGCUCACCUCUGACCCAGUCCAGUUCUACAGGAGGGCUGGGGGGUCCGCUGAGGAAGCACAGCCUGGAGGUGCAGCACUCUGAGUAUCGCAAGGAUGCCUUCCUCUGUGAGCUUGGGCUCCAGAGCCUGUUGGAGACAGAAGGGGAAAAUUUGCCUCCUAAUCCUCCGCCCCUGCCCUCAUCCUCCUCUACACCAGAGACCGGUGUACUCAAGCCAGUGAGGAGACUAGGGAGGCAGGAGUCACCGCUUAGCAGGGAAACACUGCUGGCUGGGAGGGAGAGAGAAGAGAGGGAGAGAGGAAGGGAGAGGGAGAAAGAGAGGGAGAGAGACGCCGGGACAAGUCGAGUUGGAGCAACAGCAUCCCCGACAUCCUUAACAAGAAAACCUCAUACAAGUGAGCUGCCCUUGAACUCACAAAGCUCCAGACUAAAUGCAGAAACUACUAAAAUUACAACUCCUAGCACCCCUACCAAAACAACAGGAAGUCUAUGUGGUCAGAAGGCACCUGAAAAGAUUCACCAGGGUCAGGCAGUCUUAAGUCCAAAACAAUUAGAUCCCAAGGCAGCCAAAAGUGUGUUAUCUAAUAGUAAAGAUCCCCAGGAGCAGCAGCAGGGUGGUAGAACUGAUCCAAAGCAGGAAGGAAACAGUAGGAGUGGUCCCAGUAGGCCUGGUUUACCCGGUGCUGCCUUCACUAAGAGCUCUGCUUCUACUCCAGAUAAAUCCAUUGGCAUCAACGCGACAGUGACGGCAGGUCCUCUGAGCAUGAACAAAACCUUUAAACCAUCAGGUAUGGGGGACAACCUGAGAAAGGCUGGAGCUGAGAGCAGUGACUCGAGGACUGCAGACCUCAGCUCUAAAAGCCCCAAACUUCCAGCUCGGGUCCUGGCUCCCGUCGUUCCCCCACACGGGCAGCCACUUUCUCUAGGCAAGGUGAGGCAGGGACUCGGGGCCGUCAACUGCUACAGGGGAACUCUUGAUUGGGAGGACAAAUGUCGCCUGGAGGUAGUGGAGGAGCAUUCACCUUCCCCUUCUCCCUCCCCUACCGCUGUCACCCCCUCACUCUGCGGGCCUUCCCUUUGCAAGUCGCGGCCUGUCUCCCCUGGCGACAAGACGAGUUUCGUCAGCCAGCUGACCACUGUGGCCAAAAACGUCCUCGGGCCAAUCAAGCUGGGUUCCCAGGAUGGGGCCAAGAGCAAAGACCAGCAGACUAAGGCAGCGGAGGAGAAGCAGGGAGGCACAGCGGGAAGGUCUGACACUCCUGCUGGAGGUCGAGUGCUUGUUGGGGCUGCAGUGGUGACCCAAAGUCCUGCUGGUUCACCACUAGAGAAAUCUGCAACAGGUAGCAGCCCGCCAAAAAUGUGACCCCAUGGGGUCCCUAAGUGGGACUUUAGGAAAAAAAAAAGAGAAAAAAUAUGCCUUUUUUUUUUUUUUGGAGGAGGAACAAUGCAACAGAAGUGAAGCACUUAAAAACAAUGUACAUUCCAGUUUCAGAGUAUAUAAAAUAUUAUUUAUUGAUUCCAAUCAUUGACUGAUUCUAACUUAAAACCAGGAGUAAAAAAUCUACUGUAAAGGUGCAUUAAUUAUUGAUUUUCUAUUAUAAAUUAUUUAAUAAUGAGACUUCUUAAUGUAAUGUGGAACACUUUAUCAGAUGUAUAUGUGUGUGGGUCUAUGUGAACGCAUGUCAUAAGAUAUGUACUGUACAAGUAUAGUAGGUACAAGGGGUCAUAAAGUGCUUUACCGAUCAAAACAUGCUGAAUACUGUGAAUACCAAAUCCAGUCACUCUAUUUUGUCUUUCAACCAGCCCUGUCUUAUUUUACUGCUUAUCAAAUCAAACAAGGCAAUGAAGGCACAGUCGACCUGUUAUACUUUCAUCCAACAACACACAUGACCCACAGCAUCAGUUUGGCUACAAUGUGCAAGCAACGCGAUGAUUAAGCUCAUUUCUUCUUCAUUCGGGAGUUUGCUUUCUCUCAGUUGCACAGUCAGACAAUGCCAAAGCAGGCACCCUGUCAGUGGAUGUCACAUCAAGCACUGUCCAGCUCUGCCUGUCGCAGAGGAUUGUGUGCGUGUGUGUGUGUGUGUGUGUGUGUGUGUGUGUGUGUGUGUGUGUGUGCGUGUGCGUGUGCGUGUGCGUGCGCGCGCCACCUUGGGUCUAUUUCUGGUGGUUCUUGAAGGCUGUGUCCUGCUGCAGAGGAAAGCUGGGGUGACAGAGCUCAGGCUCAGCGCUUAUCUCCCCUUCGCAGGAGGGCUACCGCAGCCCUUUUCUCCCUCAGCUUCUGACUGUCAGAUGACAGCCUACACACAAGCACAUGCACAAAUUCACAAACACAUACACACAUUGCCAUAGGAGGCAGCAGUGUCAGCAGCUGAUUUUCAUGCAUUUAAAUCCAUCCCCCUGUGGUCCGUGAAUUGGGACGAGAGUGUGGUUGCGAGUGAGUGAGUUAAGAAGUGUUUUAACAUGUAUUUGUCUUUUCUAGGGGUAAUUAACACUCAGCACAGUUGACCCAGCAAGGGUCAUUACCGAAAGCAACCUGGACAUAAACAGUGAGCAGGGAGGAUCCAGUAAGAGUAACAGGUUUUUACUGACGGGAACAAAAAAUCACCUACUAUUUGAUUAACAAACCACACCGGCACAGCGAAGAUUUAUUCUUUGAAUAUAGUACAUAAAGGUAUAAGAAAAUAUCAUAAGCACAUACACAGUGAACCCAUUUGAAAGAACAGGAAAAGCAGGCAGUCAUGGAUGUAGCAUACCAUCAUUUAUUUGUUAAAGGGCUCAAUAGCUAAUGUAGGGUUUGUGGAUAUGGGCAUGGUAUAUCACACUGAACCUGUUAAUGUAAAAAACAAGGUUAUCUACAGUAUAAUGUGUUGUUAGGUACUACAAGCUAGGUAGUAAAGAUUGAUUAAUGUAUGUAACAUACUGAUAAUGGUGUUUGAAUCGAUCUCAGCCAGAGUGCAGAGAAGAGUAAAAUGUUCACAGGACAAAAACAACUUGUGUUCCUCUCCCACUGGUCUUAUUCAUCUCCUUAUUGUUCAUAUCUCAGUAACUAUCCAGUGUACAUAAUCUUAAGCAACUCAUUUACAGCCAUGUGGGAGGACCGCUGUCGCUACACAGCUUUGAUGCAUUUUUAAAUUUCACUUUCUGCCAGUGAUUUGAUUGACUUUAGUUUGAUUCUUCCAAGCUCUACAAAUGUAAACUGAUUCAGCCAGCAACAGCACAUGUAAACUUCACAACAAGACAGUUCAGAGGCUGAAAUGUAUUUUCUGGUCCAAACUUUAGUUUCUAAGAAUUAGUUCAGUGUGAAAAACAGUUUCAACUUGCUAAAUAUUAACAUUUAUUCUCCAGCUUUGGCUCUCAGCUGUUUUGGACGGGGUAGUUGGUGUACAGUUGUGCUGGAAGCGGUUGCUUGUUUAACAUGAGCUGGCAGCAACAUUUUGGUUUUAACUGGGAUAAAACCAAAACAGUGAGCUGAAAGUGGCUAAAAGUUUUUAUAUAUAUAUAUAUAUAUAUAUAUAUAUAUAUAUAUAUGAUUGGGCAGGAUUUGACCUUUCACAUAACCGGUCAUUAAUAUAAACAAUAUUGGUCAAUGUAUUUUUGAUGCAAUAUAAACCUUACAUUGUUUCAUGUUGUACCAAUGAUUUUACAAUACCCCAGUUAAAAGUCCCAUGCAGUACAUGCAUUAGCUAGUCAGUUUUGUUCAGUGUGGCACUCUACUGCCCUUCAGUGGUUCACAAUGGCCACUGUUGAACAUGUCUCCAUAAAACGUUUAUUAAUAAUUCGCUGGGAGUGAGAGUUUCUAUAAUGAAGCCAGGACCACUGAUUUUACUGCAGAAUGGAUGUUAUUAGCCAUAGGGUUACUGAAUAUGCAUUUAUGUUUCUAAUGACAGAAUAUUUGCAGUAAUUAUCAGAUGAACACUUGAAACAUGAAUUUAUUCAUUUUCCGUUGUCGUGUUCUUCACGUGACUGUUAAUUAUAUCUUCUGGAAUAUAAGGAUUAACAUUUUUAAAUAUACUGUCUUAUAUAUUCUACUGAUAGGAAGGAUUUCUUUUAUAUCUUGAUGUAACAAAGGAGUCAUCAGGUCAGCUCUGUUCACCUGAUUAAGAAAACUAACUGUAAUGUAAUCUUAUACAGCUAUUAUGCCCACUUUCAGGCCUUUUCCCAAUCAAUGGUGUCUAUACUAGUGUUACAUGUUUGAGAAUUUCUUUUUUCUUUUUGUGAUUGACAGAGAGAGUAGUAUAAAUGCACUUUAUUUGAAAAAGAAAAAUCUUCAUUUGCUGGUAUUGUUUGUAAGUUACAUUGAGGAAAAGUAAAUAUAUUGUAUACAAAUAUGGAUUCUACAAAUGAACACAAAAGUCCAAGUAUAAAAACAUUCCACAUUUCUCUGUUCACUGAAAAUGUAUUUAUUUGUACCAUUGGGGCAUUUUUGUUUGUGAUAGAUGUGAUUCAAAUGCAGACACCUGAAGUGCAGUAUGUGGAAUAAAAUUCUGAGAUUUGUUCCAAAA
This is a messenger RNA of Seriola aureovittata, 9484 nucleotides long. It is a transcript of the gene mast1a, whose product is annotated as microtubule associated serine/threonine kinase 1a. The record is from RefSeq and is a predicted model, not a curated record. Gene Ontology annotation, biological process: peptidyl-serine phosphorylation; intracellular signal transduction. NCBI's taxonomy places the organism in Eukaryota, Metazoa, Chordata, Actinopteri, Carangiformes, Carangidae. The coding region runs from base 1165 to 6345 and encodes 1726 amino acids. Gene Ontology annotation, molecular function: magnesium ion binding; ATP binding; protein serine/threonine kinase activity. The transcript has 27 exons.